This is a messenger RNA of Pestalotiopsis fici W106-1, 1530 nucleotides long. RefSeq lists its product as uncharacterized. Bases 1 to 1530 code for a protein of 509 amino acids. Gene Ontology annotation, molecular function: heme binding; monooxygenase activity; oxidoreductase activity, acting on paired donors, with incorporation or reduction of molecular oxygen. The record is from RefSeq and is a predicted model, not a curated record. The transcript has 5 exons. Lineage: Eukaryota; Fungi; Ascomycota; Sordariomycetes; Amphisphaeriales; Sporocadaceae.
AUGUCUUUGAAUAUACUUGAGAAUUUGUCCUCCACCUACGUCGCCGUCUUCCUCGGAAUACUUGUGAGCUGGUACGUUGCGUCGGCAACCAUUGCUUGGUAUCGACUACGACAUAUCCCCGGACCAUUUCUGGCAAAAUUCUCGUACCAUUGGCUAGCCAAGGUCGCCCGUAGUGAGAGGCAAUACCAGAUAUACCGAGAACUAUGCAAGGAGUACGGGCCGCUGGUCAGGGUCGGCCCCAAUGAAUUGACUACCGAUGACCCCGAAGUCCUUCGAAAGAUGGCGGGGGCCCGGAGCGAGUACGGUAGGGAUAGCUGGUACAAGGGAGGUCGUUUCAAUCCGUAUCACGACACAGUCUUUACUCUCACCGACCAAGCAGCUCACAGGGAGCGCAAGACCAAGAUUGUCGGCGCCUUUGUCGGUCGCGAGGCGCCGCUGAUCGAGACUGGCGUCGACGAGCAGGUGCUGGCCCUGAUCAAGGUGAUCCGCGACAACUAUCUCUGGAGCCCGGGCAAGGACCAGGAUAAAAUGCUGGACUUUGCCCCCCUCACGAGCUUCUUCACCAUGGACGCCAUAUCCAAGGUGGCAUUCGGCCAGGAGUUUGGGUUCCUCAAGGCUAACGAUGAUCUCUUUGGCUUCCUCCGCGAGGUCAGAGAAAACUGGCCCCGUUUAGCCAUGGCCUUGGACGUACCCUAUAUCCGCAAUGUGUUAUUUUCGCCAUCAUUCUUGAGCCGCUUUGGUGCCAAGGAGACUGACGAGAAGGGGAUGGGCAAAUGCAUGCGCGUCGCGAAAGAACAGGUCGAGAAGCGGUUUUCUGUUGACGCCAAGGAUGAACGCGAUCUCUUGGGUUAUUGGAUUCGCAACGGCCUUACUAAGAUGGAAUGCGAGGUUGAUGGGCUCUUCUUGAUUAUUGCGGGAUCUGACACCACGGCAUCCGUCAUUCGUAUCACCAUGUUGUAUCUCAUGACAUGCCCGCAAGUGUACCAGAAGCUCAAGGACGAAAUCAAAGCAGCAAUUCGAGACGGCAAGGCCUCAUAUCCCAUAUCGCAGGAUCAGGCUAGGAGACUGCCAUACCUUCAGGCUGUCGUGUACGAAGGCCUUCGACAGCGCCCAGCAGCGCCCGGUCUCUAUCCCAAAGCUGUCCCGCCAGAGGGAGACUUGAUCCACGGGAAAUUCAUACCUGGAGGCACCGCAAUCGGCAUGAACACUGCGUCCCUUUUUGCAUCAAAGAAACAUUUUGGUGUCGACGCCGACGUCUUUCGCCCUGAAAGAUUCACCGAGGCAGACGAAGAAGAUAGACUGGAAAUGGAACGACUCGUGGAGCUUGGCUUUGGACAUGGUCGCUACAUGUGUGCCGGUAAACCUGUGGCGUACAUGGAGCUCAACAAGGUUUUCUUCGAGCUGCUGCGCGCAUUUGAUUUCCAGCUGAUUAACCCCACGAAUCCGUGGAAGUCCAGGAGUUAUAGCGUAUUUAUCGAGGAGAACAUGUGGGUAAAAGUGACGGAGAGUGAAAUUGCAACGAAAGCGUGA